Chelonoidis abingdonii (Abingdon island giant tortoise) is the source of this 617-nucleotide messenger RNA. The record is from RefSeq and is a predicted model, not a curated record. NCBI's taxonomy places the organism in Eukaryota, Metazoa, Chordata, Testudines, Testudinidae.
AUGGCGCUGGGGGAGCUGUUCCUGGGGAACGCCGACGACUCCACGCCAGUGGUGAGGACUUUCCAGCGCAUGGUCCGUGCCCAGCACGUCCGCAUCCUCCCCCACGACUUCCACAACGGGAUCUUCCUGCGGGCGGAGCUGCUGGGCUGCGAGAGAGUGACCCCUGGGGCACUGACCGCACUGCCGGGCCGGAGGCCCUGCCGAACAGGGGAGUUCCAGUGCCGCAACGGACGCUGUGUCCCCGCUGGGCCCCACGGCACCGUGUGCAACGGAGUUGAUGAUUGCGGAGACUUCUCGGAUGAACUGCGCUGCGGGACAGCCCCGUCGUGCGGCCUCGCCCCUGGCGCUGCCCCUCUCCCAUUCCACUGCGCACUGUCUGUCGGCUGCAUCGACGCCUCCGGCAGUGUGAUGGCGUCAGCGACUGUCAGACGGCACCGACGAGGCCGGCUGUGGCGCCCACGCGGGGAGCACAGUGCCUCCUGCCGGCAACAGCCAGGUCCCUGCAGCGAGCCGCUGGGCCUGGAUGACGGCAGGAUCCACUACCAGCAGCUGAGCGCCUCCUCCCACCGGGACAGCAACCCCCCAGACGCCGGGCGUCUCAACACGGUGCCCAACAU